Pyrenophora tritici-repentis Pt-1C-BFP is the source of this 1204-nucleotide messenger RNA. RefSeq names its product methyltransferase. NCBI's taxonomy places the organism in Eukaryota, Fungi, Ascomycota, Dothideomycetes, Pleosporales, Pleosporaceae. The record is from RefSeq and is a predicted model, not a curated record. Gene Ontology annotation, molecular function: methyltransferase activity.
AUCUGACUUGGCCUUGCCACUCCCACCACGACAGUUAGUAGAGGCUCCACGACAUGUCGGCGGCCGCCCCCGCCCACACGAGCGUAUCGCAUCCGCCAGCCAACAACGACAACGAGGAGAACGUUGAGAAUACCGGAAACGAUGAAAACAAUGAGGACAGCAAUGAUAAUAAUGCCAGUGGGAACCUUCAAUCUGUUUUACACCUAGACGUCGAUACCGCAAGCAACAGCGACAGCGACUCGGCAUUCGGCGGCAACUCCACGGCAUCUACAUCCCUCGCUUCGACAAUCCUAAACUACGAAUAUAUAAACGGCCGCCGCUACCACGGUUACCGCUCGGGCUCUUAUAUCCUGCCCAAUGACGAGCAGGAACAGGAUCGUCUCGACUUGCUGCACCACAUAUUUCUGCUCAUUCUCGGGGGAAAGCUCUACGAUGCGCCUAUUCCCCAUUCUCCCCAGCGCGUGCUCGACAUCGGCACCGGAACUGGCAUUUGGGCCAUUGACUUUGCAGACGAGCACCCCGGCGCUGAAGUCAUAGGAACAGACCUAAGUCCCAUACAGCCGACAUGGGUGCCGCCGAAUGUCAAAUUCUAUAUUGACGACGCAGAGUCCGAGUGGGUUUACAGCCCAGACGAGGCAUUUGACUUUAUCCACUGCCGUACCCUGUCUGGCGGAAUUUCAGACUGGGACAAGCUGGUUCAGCAGACAUUUACCCAUACCAAGCCCGGAGGCUGGGUCGAGUUCCAGGAGCCGCUUGCCUUGUGUGAGAGUGAUGAUGGCACCCUAGAGACGGCAAAGGAUAUGGUGCACUGGCAGAUACUGUGUCAUGAAGCUGCUGAGACCUGGGGGAGAGACAUUCGCGUGGGACAUGCGCUGAAGCAGAAGAUGCUUGAUGCGGGUUUUGUCGACGUGAAUGAGAAAGUUGUCAAGAUUCCUCUCGGGCCGUGGCCAAAGGACGCCCGUAUGAAGGAAAUCGGCAGGUACCAGCGUGAACACAUGGCCAUGGGCAUAGAACCGUAUACCCUCGGCCUCAUGGGCAAGGUCAUGGGCUGGAGUGAAGCAGAGUGCCGUGUGCUGAUUGCCAAAGUUGUUGCUGACAUUCGGAGAAGGGAUGUGCAUUUGUACAUUAGGUUCUACUUUGUGCACGGAAGAAAGCCAGGCGCGUGAUGAAAAUCAAGAACAAACAAAGUGCAUGUUCACAUUCG